AUGCUGUCCACCUCGACCCAUAUCCAAAGCCCAUCAACCAGCCAGCAGAUUCCCUGUCCGAUGAGCCUGCCAACAGCCAUCCCAGCGCCAGCUCCCACAUCAAAUCGACUCAACCUAGUGAGACACUUGACUUCUUUGGCGUCCAGCUGA
Molecule: messenger RNA, 150 nt
Organism: Cladophialophora carrionii CBS 160.54
Lineage: Eukaryota; Fungi; Ascomycota; Eurotiomycetes; Chaetothyriales; Herpotrichiellaceae
Exons: 1
Coding region: 1-150 (49 amino acids)
Source: RefSeq, a predicted model, not a curated record